Aspergillus welwitschiae is the source of this 1178-nucleotide messenger RNA. RefSeq names its product SUR7/PalI family protein. The transcript has 4 exons. Gene Ontology annotation, cellular component: plasma membrane; membrane raft; cell cortex. Lineage: Eukaryota; Fungi; Ascomycota; Eurotiomycetes; Eurotiales; Aspergillaceae. Gene Ontology annotation, biological process: fungal-type cell wall organization; cortical actin cytoskeleton organization; endocytosis. Bases 299 to 1039 code for a protein of 246 amino acids. The record is from RefSeq and is a predicted model, not a curated record.
GCUCAUUGUUGAAAGGUCACCCUCAUCAUUAUAUCACUACUAUGGCUCCCCUGGUACUUUAUUUCCCCCCCUCCCUCUCACGUCCCUCCACCGGCUUCUCCGGAUAUCCACUCCCUCGCAGACCCUUUCGAUCCCUCUUCGUCUGUUCUUGUUCUUCUUCCCCAUCUAUACGGCCUUGUAUCUCUCCCCCGAAUGAUAGAUAGAUACCUGUCGCAACCAAUAAACUAGCUUGUGCUGGGGACACUCUCGAUUAUCAGCCUACUCGCAGACUCAGAAAUUACAAUCAAUUACCAUCACAAUGGCUCUCAGCAGAGUUGCAAUGGGCUUCCUAGGCCUGUUCUUCACGGCCGGUGCUCUUCUGUUGAUGUUCCUGACUUUGUUGGGCGGAGCGAGAAACUCGCGGCCCUUGAACGAAAUCUUCUUCCUGCAGGUCGACACCAGCAAUAUCCCAGGUGCCCCAUCCCUAUCUCGCUGGACGUUCUGGGAGAUAUGUGCAGUGACGGCGAAUGGAAAGAAUCUAUGCGGAUCGUCGUACCCAGACUUCCCGUUUGAUCCUCCGAGCCACCGCAACUUUGACACCACUCAGAACAUCCCCUCUGCUUUCAUUGGCACGAACCACUACUUCCUGACAUCUCGGUUCUCGUUCCCCUUCCUCAUCAUCGCGCUAUUCUUUGGCGUGGUGUCGCUGUUCACUGGGUUCCUGGCCAUGUGCACGCGCAUUGGCAGCUAUGUAUCUUCGCUCAUGGCUUGGAUCGCCUUGGUUUUCCAGAUCAUCACGACUUGCCUCAUCACGGCUGUUUACGUCCAGGGCCGCAACAAGUUCAACGCCAAUGGCCAGAGCGCCAGCGUGGGUGUUAAGGCUUUCGCUUUCAUGUGGACUGCUGUGGCUUGCUUGAUGCUUGCAUGCAUGUUCUAUUGCAUGGGUGGUGCUGUCGGACGCAAAGAAAGAGGAUACAGUGGCCGUGAGCACCGCCGGCGCGGUUUCUUCUCGUCCGCACGCUCAAACAGCGUAAGAAGCAACAAGGAGACUGCGCCAUAAAUUCGACAUGGUCUUGUUUCCUGGAUGUUACCCAAGCGGAAAUGAAAGAACUGGGCUAUAGUAUUUCGUCGAUGCCUACUACAGUACAACGACUUCUGUCACAAUUGUCUAGGUAUCGGCUGCAAGCCUAUUUCGUCCC